This is a messenger RNA of Macroventuria anomochaeta, 1905 nucleotides long. RefSeq names its product molybdenum cofactor biosynthesis prote. Lineage: Eukaryota; Fungi; Ascomycota; Dothideomycetes; Pleosporales; Didymellaceae. Gene Ontology annotation, molecular function: cyclic pyranopterin monophosphate synthase activity; 4 iron, 4 sulfur cluster binding; metal ion binding. The record is from RefSeq and is a predicted model, not a curated record. Bases 264 to 1664 code for a protein of 466 amino acids. Gene Ontology annotation, biological process: Mo-molybdopterin cofactor biosynthetic process. The transcript has 2 exons.
AUCUAGUCCAAUCUCGACGGCUCUCGGCAGAGUUACUGCAAUCCCCCACUUACUGCUUCUUACUAAACCGCCAAGUCGUCUGCAUUGGUGCUUUAUGGUAUCUGCAUUGGUGCUCGUGCGUGGAUUCUCGGCCAUGUCUCGUUAGCGUGCGGAAGCAUGUCAACUCGCAGCCAUCCCCAUGCACGAGGUUAGUUUAUAUAGCUUCGCACGCCCGCCCCUCCAGAUGUUGGGCGACGUCCUCCGACCCUCAACUCUCCUUGUUGAUGGCGCCCAUGGUUAGAUUAGGGACACGGCCGGGCCCGUCCGCGCUGCACGCUGCUGCGGGUCGUGGCGAAUGCAUGAGAUGGCCGUCGAUAGGCGGGCUGCAGUUGAAACGGUCCCCGCGGUCGAUACGCUUCUUGCAGUCGCGAUGCAUUGCGACGAAUGCUGCGGUGCGCGGGACGGGCGUCGAGUUUCCAAGCAAUACUCCACCGGGCGGCAUACCGCCUGCGCAGACGCCAUCGCGGCAGAUUGCAAGAGAGCGCAUACAGGCUAUUGAAAAUGCGAAGCCGUUCUCAGAUUUCCUGACGGACAACUUCAAGCGCCAGCAUGACUAUCUGCGGAUCAGCAUUACUGAGCGCUGCAAUUUGCGAUGUCUAUACUGCAUGCCUGAAGAGGGCAUUCCACUAUCGCCGCCCGCUACAAUGCUCACCACACCCGAGAUCUUCUACCUCUCCUCACUCUUUGUAUCGCAGGGCGUCACCAAAAUCCGACUGACAGGCGGCGAGCCUACCGUGCGCCGCGAUAUCGUUCCUUUGAUGCAGCAAAUUGGCAGCCUCCGACCAAAAGGCCUACGAGAACUCGCCCUUACUACGAACGGCAUAUCGCUGCACCGCAAGCUGGAUGCUAUGGUUGACGCUGGCCUAACAGGCAUCAACCUCAGCUUAGACACACUAGACCCCUUCCAGUUCCAGAUCAUGACAAGAAGGAAGGGCUUCGAUGCUGUCAUGAAGUCGAUCGACCGCAUACUGGAGAUGAACAAGCUGGGCGCAAAUGUCAAGCUCAAGGUCAAUUGCGUAGUUAUGCGCGGGCUGAAUGAGCGCGAGAUCCUGCCCUUCGUCGAAAUGGGCCGGGAGAAGGACAUCGAAGUACGGUUCAUCGAGUACAUGCCAUUCGGCGGGAACAAGUGGAGCGAGAACAAAAUGAUCAGCUUCCAAGAAAUGGUCGACAUCAUCCGCACAAAAUACCCCGGCCUGGCACGGAUACCGGGACACAAGAACGACACGAGCAAAACAUACCAGGUCUCCGGAUUUGUUGGCAAGGUCGGCUUUAUCACAAGCAUGACCAACGAUUUCUGCAGUACCUGCAAUCGCCUACGCAUCACGAGCGACGGCAAUUUGAAAGUCUGCCUGCACGGUAACGACGAAGUCUCCCUCCGCGAUCUCGUACGUAAAGACAACAACAACGAGCCCAUCGACCAAGAAGCCUUCGAGCGCAUCAAGCAGAUCGAAAUGGACCGGGCCUCCGGGCGCCUCAGCGACUCCACAGUCCUCGGCUGGGGGCCACGCGAACGCGAACUGCUUAGCGUGAUCGGGCAAGCUGUGAAACGCAAAGCAGAGAAGCACGCCGACAUGGGCGAUCUUGCGAACAUGCAAAACAGACCGAUGAUAUUGAUUGGUGGGUGAAACACUUUUCCUGUUGUUUUUGGUCGCGGGGCGGGUGAACGUUUUUGAUAAAUCGAAUGAUACCACGGCGGUACGUUGAUGUUGCACGACUGGCGUUCUGAGGCAUAUUCUGUUCACUCGCUUGGGAUUGUGACAUAGAGGUUCUGAGGCUAUAUACGAAAUCACAUACCCCGUUUUGUCUACACCAAGUUAUUGUACAACGCCUGUGAUGUACAACGCUGACCGUGUGCAGACCAGCAAC